CGUUCAUGUCGAGUUUUGUUUUGAUCAGAUUUUACAGUGAAGGUUUUUAACUUUAAUAAAGAACUUUAUGAAUAAAUGUAGAUGAUAUUAUAGUGAAUAAUCAGCAGUGAUGAACGGGAGCAGUAAUCCUCAGUUAGAUAAACAGGAGCACGUGUUAAAGCUCGGAGAAAGCUUUGAGAAAAGACCAAAAUCUUCAUUUCACACCAUCAGAUAUGAUUUUAAGCCAGCAUCCAUCGACACCUCCUGCGAAGGAGAGCUGCAGGUUGGGAAAGGAGACGAGGUCACCAUUACUCUACCUCAUAUACCAGGUUCAACGCCUCCCAUGACGGUUUUCAAAGGAAACAAACGGCCAUAUCAGAAGGACUGUGUGCUGAUCAUCAAUCAUGACACUGGGGAAUUUGUGCUGGAAAAGCUUAGCAGCAGCAUUCAGGUCAAGAAGACCAGAGCCGAGGGCAGCAGUAAGAUCCAGCCUCGGAUGGAGCAGCAGUCAGUAAGAGCCAAUCAACCUCCAUCUCAGUUCCGUACCCCUACAAAACUCAGCGCCGGGGCCAAGACCUCCCCGACUAAAGAUAACCCGUCUCCUGAACCUCAGCUGGACGACAUAAAAAGAGAGCUGAGAGCGGAGGUGGAGAUCAUCGAGCAGAUGAGCAGCAGUGGCAGCAGCAGUUCCUCAGACUCGGGCAGCUGUUCAGGCAGUGGGGAUGACAGCUCCAGUAGUGACGGAGAGGAGGAGACCCCCAGCCUCCACGUCUCCCCUAACAGAGAUUCCCAGAGUAACGGCGUGGAUAAACCACAGGGCAGCAACCAGAUUAUAAACACACUCAGAAAUGAUCUGCAGCUCAGUGAAUCUGGAAGUGACAGUGACGACGAUUGAGGGCUUCCCGUCAUCAUUUGCUCAGCAUGAUACUUAGCUUGCUGAUCCUAAGCAUCAUGUCGAGCUGCUCUGCUCUAGUUAGAUUUUUGAGCCAAUCAGUAUUUUUAUAUAUGUAUAUCUUAUCAGUACAGAAAUGUAUAGUUUUUAUUUUAGAUGUACAUUGUAGAUCUAUAUUUUAGUUUCUUUGUUGUGACAAAGCUCAUGAGUUAUUAAAUGAAAGCUUUUAGUGCCUUGAAACAGUAUUUAUCUCCUAAUCCUGGCCUGAUGUCUGAUAUAAUUGUUGCCUUUUGAAUGGUCUUGCAUGAUCAUUCUCCAAAUUUGCACUUCUGUAUGAUCAUAUUUUGACUUAAUUUGUUCUGUGGACAGUCUCUAUCAUACUGAUAGACCUUACAAAGAGUUGACCUGUAAAUAAGCUGAAAUAGUAUAACAGAAUUAAGGAGGUUAAAUACUUUUCAAGGCACCAAGAUUGUUUAGAAAAACCUCAGCCUAGUGAUUAUUUUGCUUAGAGUUCUUAUGAAGUUUAUCUUAACCUACCAGAUUGUUGCCAUGAUAGUUAAUAGUCAGUAAUAUAUUAUACAAGUCCAGGCCUGUCUGUCUCAUUUUAAGGGAAAUCUUUCAUGUUCUGCUGUCUGAGAUGAAUUAUGGAUCUUCUGAAGCUUCUUAAGGUUUUGCUUGAGCUUCAUUUGGAUUGAACUAGGUAGCUUUGUCAGUCUGGCUGGAGAGAUGAACACUCAAGUAAUGUAUUACAGUCUGAGCACUUGAGGCUUCAAAGCCUUGCUCAAGAGCCCAACAGCAGCACCCUGGCAGCGGUGGGGCUUGAACCAGUGACCUUUUGAUAACUAGUCCAAUACUUUAACCACUAGACUACAACUGCCCUUGUAGCCUUGUCCCGAAUCUGACUUAAGAACAUACGUAUAUUAUGUAUAUGUGUACUUUUACAGUCCAGUACUGACAGAUACAAUCCUAAUUACUCUAGAUAGAAUCAACUUUUGUGUGUAUGUAUGUAUGUAUGUAUUGUUUGUUUGUUUUAAUAAAGAAGCAUUAACAAGC
This is a messenger RNA of Trichomycterus rosablanca, 1924 nucleotides long. It is a transcript of the gene eaf1, whose product is annotated as ELL associated factor 1. The transcript has 6 exons. Gene Ontology annotation, biological process: regulation of DNA-templated transcription; transcription elongation by RNA polymerase II. Lineage: Eukaryota; Metazoa; Chordata; Actinopteri; Siluriformes; Trichomycteridae. Gene Ontology annotation, molecular function: transcription elongation factor activity. Gene Ontology annotation, cellular component: super elongation complex. The coding region runs from base 110 to 874 and encodes 254 amino acids. The record is from RefSeq and is a predicted model, not a curated record.